Molecule: messenger RNA, 390 nt
Organism: Talaromyces rugulosus
Lineage: Eukaryota; Fungi; Ascomycota; Eurotiomycetes; Eurotiales; Trichocomaceae
Exons: 2
Coding region: 1-390 (129 amino acids)
Source: RefSeq, a predicted model, not a curated record
AUGGCAGACAAAUACGACCAGCCACCAGCGUAUCCUGCUCCGGUCCAUCAAGACGCCGGUCCCUAUUACAACCAAGCCCCUUCUCCGGCGCCAUACGUCCAGUCUCCUCCGCCACAGGGCGGCUACAAUAACAACGGUUACUCAAGUCCGGCACCUCCGAACGGAUAUCAUCCUCCAGGACAACCAUACUACGGGCCUCCUCCCGGAGGAUACUAUCAACAAGGAUACCCUCCACAACAACCGCAGCAAGGCUACUACCCUCCUCAAGGGUACUAUGCGCAGGACCCUAACAGAGGACACGGAAGCUCGGCGGCAGGCGGGAUCUGCGCCGGCAUCUCUGCUGCGUUGGCGCUCUGCUGUUGCGCGGAUAUGUGUUUCUUUUUGCUGUGA